AAAUAUAUUUCUUGUCAAAAAAGUAGUACAAUUUUUUAUUUUUUUUUUAUAAAUAAACUAGGUAGCUUCAUUCCAUCGACUUUCAGAAACACAAAUUGGAAUCGCGCUGAACUCACCUUCGCCGUAAACACAAAAAUCUAACCGGAAAACGCUACCGGAGUUUCUCAUCGACCGCCACAAACAAUCAAAAUGUCUCGAAGAUAUGAUAGUCGUACAACAAUUUUCUCGCCUGAAGGUCGUCUUUACCAAGUAGAGUAUGCAAUGGAAGCUAUUGGAAAUGCUGGUACUGCCAUAGGAAUCUUGUCCAAAGAUGGGGUUGUUCUGGUUGGCGAAAAGAAGGUGACAUCCAAGCUGCUACAAACCUCAACUUCAACUGAGAAAAUGUACAAGAUUGAUGAUCAUGUUGCAUGUGCUGUUGCUGGGAUUAUGUCUGAUGCCAACAUCUUAAUCAAUACUGCUAGGAUCCAAGCACAACGUUACUCAUUUGCUUACCAAGAGCCAAUGCCUGUUGAGCAGUUGGUUCAAUCUCUCUGUGAUACCAAGCAAGGUUACACACAAUUUGGUGGUCUCCGUCCAUUUGGAGUCUCUUUCCUGUUUGCAGGAUGGGACAAAAACUACGGCUUUCAACUUUACAUGAGUGAUCCUAGUGGAAAUUAUGGCGGUUGGAAAGCUGGUGCAAUUGGCGCCAACAACCAGGCAGCACAAUCUAUUCUAAAACAGGACUACAAGGAUGAUAUCACAAGGGAAGAAGCAGUUAACCUUGCACUGAAAGUACUCAGUAAAACUAUGGAUAGCACUAGUCUUACCUCAGAGAAGCUUGAACUUGCAGAGGUUUUUCUUUCACCCUCUGGGAAAGUUAAGUAUCAAGUUUGCUCCCCAGAGAACUUGACUAAGCUGUUGGUUAAGUCUGGGGUGACCCAACCAGCAACAGAGACUGCUUAGCUUGCUGUUCCAUCAUGUCAUGGGUAGUUUACUUAUGCAAAUUUCCGACGCUCGAUGUCAGAAACUGUUCUAAAUUUAUUUGUAUGUUAAAACUAGUAAACUUCUCAUAUCUUGGUGGUGCUAAACUGCUAAUGGCUUUUUAUUUCAUAUAUGCUUUGAUUUUAAGGACAUAUAUCUGUUUAUCUAAUUUGCUUUCUACGGAUUUCUCCUUU
Trifolium pratense (red clover) is the source of this 1154-nucleotide messenger RNA. Its product is annotated as proteasome subunit alpha type-4. Gene Ontology annotation, biological process: ubiquitin-dependent protein catabolic process. Lineage: Eukaryota; Viridiplantae; Streptophyta; Magnoliopsida; Fabales; Fabaceae. The record is from RefSeq and is a predicted model, not a curated record. Gene Ontology annotation, cellular component: proteasome core complex; nucleus; cytosol. The transcript is spliced from 2 exons. Bases 190 to 942 code for a protein of 250 amino acids.